GCUCUUCGUCCAGUCACAAACAGAGGCGAGGGCUGCCAGCUGCCACCUUGACAUCUUCGACACACAGCUGGAGAAGCGAUAGGGCAACAUGAGAACAGCACUAAUUCCUUUUGUGUUUGUCCUGGCUGCCACCUGCAUCCCCGCCCUCUGUGCCAGAGAGGAGCCCCCGGCCCUCCACCUCGAAGCUCCUGUUGAAACUCGGUCCCGCUUUGCUGCUCUGGAUGAUGUUCGUCUCCUGGCGAACGGCCUCCUCCAGCUGGGUCAGAGCCUGCGGGAGUUUGUGCAAAAGACGAAGGGACAGAUCAACGACAUCUUCCAGAAGCUCAACAUCUUCGACCGCUCUUUCUACCAGCUGUCGGUGCUGGCCAGCGAGAUCAAGGAGGAGGAGGAGGAGCUGAAGAAGACCACGGUGGUGCUGAAGGCCAACAACGAGGAGAUCAGGGGCCUGUCGGAGGAGAUCAGCUCCAAGAUGGACAACCUCUUGCAGGAGAAGAGCCAGCUGCAGGAGAAGGUGGAAGGGCUGGAGGAGAAGCUGAGGAGUCUGUCGGAUGGAAUGGCGACGCGCGAGCAGGCUGCAGAGAUCAACAGCCUUCGGGAGGUGAUCCACAGCCAGGAGCAGAGCAUCACCAAGCUGCUGAAGGCUGUGAGCGAACAAAGUGACCAACUCAACCACCAGAGAACUAAGAUCAAGCUUCUGGAGGAAAAACUUACAGCCAACACGUUAGCCCAGGAGACCAUCGAGAGGAUCCCGGAAAUCUUCAACACCGAAGCACCGACGCUCACCCCCUACCUGACCUCGAGCUCCACCAGCAGCGCCAGAAUGAUGACUCUGCCAUCAGACUGCAGCGAGCUGUUCAACAGAGGAGAGCGGGUGAGUGGUGUCUACGCCAUCAAACCCAACGGAUCAGACCCUUUCAUGGCCUUCUGUGACAUGAACAAAGACCACGGAGUGACAGUUAUCCAGCGAAGAAAAGAUGGUUCAGUGAAUUUCGAUCAAACCUGGGAGACGUAUGAAAAUGGUUUUGGAGAUUUUCAUGGAGAUUUUUGGCUGGGUCUCAAGAAGAUUCACUCUCUGGCCUGUCAGGGCAACUCUGUCCUUCAGAUCCAGGUGGAAGACUGGAAACAGGACAAACGCUUCAUCGAAUACAGAUUUUACCUUGACGGUCCGCAGAACAACUACACCAUUCACCUCACGUAUCUGUCUGGAAAUCUGGCCGACCCCAUGAGCAACCACACCGGAAUGAUGUUUUCCACCAAGGACAGAGACAACGACAACCAUCAAGACUCAAACUGUGCCCACCAGCAAGCAGGUGGAUGGUGGUUCAACACCCGUGGAGAUGCCAGCCUGAAUGGGAGGUACUUUCACAUGAGACCAAAGUGGCGUUCCGAUCGUAGGAGAGGGAUUCAUUGGAAGUUGGGCCGAAAGGGCUCUUACUCCCUAAAGUUCACCCAGAUCUCCCUCCGUCCGAUGGCUUCCCCCAGCAUCACCUCCCCUGCAUCAGCUUCCUUUGAGUCAGGCGGCUUUCUCUGAUCCAGCAGCAGCAGCAUCCAGUAAAAGUUCUCAAUACAAAAACCUGCAAUAAACAGCAGCCUCAUCAGGAAAGCCUUGGCUGUGCUUUAUAUGGCAGCCAGGGUUUCACUAUAGGCUUGGGCAGAGAGGAGGACGUUUACCUCCAAGUGUCUCAGUAGAUUGAAGUCAGUCACACAGGACACUAACAAAGCUUUAUAAGUCUGAGGGCUGCUGUGUGCUAAACUUCUUUUAGCCAGGAUAUUGUACAUGCAAAAAGUAACAUCAAAGCCUAAUAUACACUAAAAUUCACUUAGCUCACCAUCCUCACUACAUGGCAAAAACCACAUCUUCACUUGCUGGUUAGAGAUUAAAGAGAAGAACGUCAACUCAUAUUGAGUCACAUUGACUCUCAGUGUGAUGGUUCCCAACAUUUGGGCCUGGACCCCUUGAAAGGGUUGUGAUACACAUCUAUGGAUUUAAGAAGGAAAUAACAGGAUAUUAAAGGCAGUAGAACGUUUUCACUCAGAUAGUCUUCAUCAGGGUGUAUGUGCAAAGAACACAGGUUUAAAAUUCAUUAAGAAUGUGAACUCACAUACAACACUUGACAAACAAGCAAAAAAAAAAAAAUUGGGGUUUUGGAGACAUUAAUAACAAAUGCGACAUUGUUUUUUUUUUUUAUCUUUUAUCCCACAAUCCAUUUAUUAUCAUAGAAGAAUGAGGAAAUCAAAGGCUUACAGGCUGGAAACAGGAUUUUUUUUCAUUAUUGCUUAAAAAGUUACCUAUCUAAAUUAGUCAAAUAUCAAAAAAGUUACUGAUUCAUUUUCUGUUUGUUCAUUUGAGUUUGUUUAAAUCAAAUAAUCUGAAAUGUGGUAAUCAGUCCCAAACAGACAUUUCUUCAUUUUGUGUGUUCAAAAGGUAACAAAAGUUGGGAACCACUUGUAUCAAUACUCAUCUAUCUAUACUUAGCAUUUUCAGUUUUUAUAUAAUUGCUACAUUUUUUUUAAAAACUUAAAUAACCACAAGAAUGAUUGUGACCACAGAUAAUUCAAGUAUUCAUUUAGCUGUAAAUAUCCUUAACUUAAACCUUUUUCACAAUCAAGUCCACACUGAACAAGGUAAAACUUAUUGUAAAGUUCUUUUGUACUUUCUUAUUUUGGGUUCUUCAUUGCUUGUGGUUCUGGCUCUGAUCAGACACAGCAAUAACAUCAAGUAUGCGUCGACAGAUUUGGCUUGUUUCAUCCUUGUGAUGCCAAAGUAAAUGGAUGACUGAUGCGUGUUCAUGCUAUUACUACAUACUAAAACUUUCUGACUGUUGCACUGUGAGGUUAAUGCCCAAGUCUUUUGUACUGUGUUGUUAGGAGCGCUUAAUAAACUCUAGAGGGCAGCGUUGCUCCAUCUCAUGCA
This is a messenger RNA of Amphiprion ocellaris (clown anemonefish), 2914 nucleotides long. Its product is annotated as angiopoietin-related protein 3-like. Gene Ontology annotation, biological process: phospholipid homeostasis; phospholipid catabolic process; cholesterol homeostasis. Bases 89 to 1531 code for a protein of 480 amino acids. The record is from RefSeq and is a predicted model, not a curated record. The transcript is spliced from 7 exons. NCBI's taxonomy places the organism in Eukaryota, Metazoa, Chordata, Actinopteri, Pomacentridae.